UCAAAGGCAGAGAGAAAAGAAGAAUGACCGUGAUCGACAUCCUCUUCAGAGUCGACGACAUUUGCAAAAAGUACGAAAAGUAUGAUGUCGAUAAACAGCGCGAUGCAAACUCCCAAGGCGAUGAUGCCUUCGCUCGCCUUUAUUCUACCGUUGAAACCGAAGUCGACAAAGCUCUUCUGAAAGCAGAAGCGGCUUUGAGGGAAACAAACAGGGCAGCUGCUGUUGCAAUGAUUGCGGAGGUUCGUCGGACCAAGGCUCGAUUAAAAGAGGAAUAUCCUAAGCUGCAGAAAUUGGCUCGCAAAAAGUAA
Molecule: messenger RNA, 308 nt
Organism: Mangifera indica (mango)
Lineage: Eukaryota; Viridiplantae; Streptophyta; Magnoliopsida; Sapindales; Anacardiaceae
Product: syntaxin-71-like
Exons: 2
Coding region: 24-308 (94 amino acids)
Source: RefSeq, a predicted model, not a curated record